UAUAGAUUUUUAGGUCUUUUCUAUUUUUUACAUUUAGGUAGUUAUGAACGAAAGUUUUAAGCGUUAUUUUCCUUCUGCAUCUGUACCUCUUCCUACCCAUAAUCCUUUACAAUUAUUACAUUGGAAGGAUCAAGAGCGUCAACAUAAUACUUGGUAUUUGGAAAAAUAUAAUCGUCUUCAAGAUUCUCGCAAGCAGCCUUUGGUCAACAAAAUGAUUUGCAUUUAUCACAAUUAUCGUGAGCUCGAGACUUUUUGCAUUCAUCCGCUACUUUUUUCUCACGAUCUCAUUAGUAAGGAGACCAGGCUGCUUUUCUGUAUCAAGGAUCAGAUUGAUGGUUCAAUUCGUUACAAAUUUCGUGUAAAGUUUGUCUCUCAAGAUGAAGUAAUUUCGUUUUGUUCUGCGGUGGCUGGAUAUGUUACAAUUAAAUCUUAUGAGGAAUGGUCAAAACAAUCUGAAGGUGCGAGAACUCCAACAUUUUCCGAACGGGGUAGAACUCCAAUGUCAGAGAAAGGGAAUAUUACUCCAUUGGAGCAAACUUUUGACACAACCAUUGUAAACGAGACUGAUGCCAGCGAAAGUGUUUCUGCAAAUCGUGCUCCGGCUGAAGAUAAAACUGGAACAAACGGGCAGAAUAUCAUUAAUGUUCACAUUGAGAAUCUGAUAUCUGUUGAGGCUAUGCGCGAAUUUGGGAAUAUUUUACUUCAAAUAGUCGACAAAUGUAUUUCUUCUAAUAAGAAGGAACGCAACAAGAAAACCCAGAUGCAACAAGAAGGACCAAAUAUCCAAUCUACUUCGACAAUUCAGCCUGCUCUUCCAUCUACUACAAAAUUAACUGCGAAGCGUGGUCGCAAACCCAAUCCAGAUAAUAAUGAGCCUGUAGCUAAGAAGAGGAGAGAUAUGAAUCCCUCUAAAUGGAGAAUUUAUGAUUUUGAGCGUCAAUUGCUUCAAAUGGUGAAGGAGGAAAAGGCGGAGAUACACAGAGCGAGAACUCCUGGGACUAAAUACAAUCUUCGUGGCAUUUCAGAUGAAAUCGAGUGA
This is a messenger RNA of Meloidogyne enterolobii, 1039 nucleotides long. Lineage: Eukaryota; Metazoa; Nematoda; Chromadorea; Rhabditida; Meloidogynidae. The record is from the annotation of a GenBank genome assembly.